AUGCCUACACCACCUGGCUCUGGCUCUCAAAAGGAUAGGAAAGAUUCUCUAUCAGGAAAACCCACAGUUCCAUCAUCAUCUGGACCAAAGAAACCUCCUCCCGUCACAGCUCAGCCUGAUGAAAGGCUACCUGCUGCACCUCUUAUCUUCGAUAACACUCCACAACAAUCAUCUGUCAAUGAUGACCAACAAAAUGUCCGAGACGUUGCCACAGGACAUAACUCAGAGCCUUUGAGUCCAGUUCAUGACAGCUCUCUACCACAGAAUAUCUGGAGACCACAGAGCUGCGCGAGAUAUAGCAAUACUAGGAAUGAUAGUGCAGCUCAUGCCAAUCCCUUGGGUCCAGACAUCUGGAAGCCGCAAAGUUAUGCAAGGGAUGGUGAUAGAGACAGCCAUGGUUCCCGUCUUUUCACUCCUACUCCAAAUCCUCGAGGAGCAAGCUCAAGAAUGAAUCAGGUCAGCUAUAAUCAGCAACGACCCCCUCCCUUAGCACAUGCUGUCCCACCAACCAUCAAUAGGUCCACCCAACGACUCCCUCCAUUGGCACCAGCUGCUCCAAAACCAAACAAGACGUAUGCUCUACAGUUUUCUUCAUCAUCAGAGGCUAGACAACCUGCGAAAAUCAAAUCUGCUCCUCACCUUCCUAUACCAUCGCAGGCUAAUUUAACUGCCAACAUCAGCUCGGCUACAAGGCAACCCUUAUUAACACCAGCUGUCCCACAAAACCCUCGAUCAACACAAGAUGUUCCACAUCCCAACAUCAACUCCGCUGCACAACCACCGGUAGUAGAUCCCACUAAUACCUUCGAUUACAUUCCCUCCGAAAAAGCCGAAGAGCUCCGAGAUAGACUCUUCAAACUUACCUCUGACUACCAGCGUCUCUACAGCGUUUUCAUGUCUAGCGGAGACGCCAGUCCCAAUGCUGCUCGCUGGAAUUCAGUCGACAUCGAUCUUCCAUACCUCUUCGAAGUUCGUCAACAAAUCAUCAAUUUCCUGGUUGCUACGGAGAGAUUCGAAAAUGGAGAAGAGAUGAAAGACGUGCGGGGAUUUAAGGAAUCUCAGAAAUCUUUUUUCAAGAAUUUGGAGGAGGUUAUCAGUGUUGCUGUUGAGAGGAUGACUUGGUUGAGGAGAGAUCUAGAGGGUCUGGAUGGGUAUGCUUAUCAGCAUCAGAACUGGUAUUAUCAGGUCAUUGGAAAUAAUCCGCGGAGUACUUGUUUGCCUUCUGCGAAGGAGGAUGAGAAAGUUGAGGGUGAAGAUGCUGGAAAUGAUGGAAAUUCUGGAGAUAAUAGAGAUGGUGGAGAAUCGAUUGACAAAUCUACAAGACAUGGCAAUGAACAUGGUAACUUGGUGUCUCCAUCCUUGGACUCCGAAGAUGAAAAAGAGAUGAGAGCGGAGAAGCGCAUGAGGAUGUAG
Botrytis fragariae is the source of this 1413-nucleotide messenger RNA. RefSeq lists its product as uncharacterized. The coding region runs from base 1 to 1413 and encodes 470 amino acids. The transcript has 2 exons. NCBI's taxonomy places the organism in Eukaryota, Fungi, Ascomycota, Leotiomycetes, Helotiales, Sclerotiniaceae. The record is from RefSeq and is a predicted model, not a curated record.